AUGGCAGACGACUACAUCUACCCGACCCAUUUCAUGGACAAUAGCCGGGGCCUUAAAAAUCUCAUAAUGGCCUGGACCCUGCGUUUCAACGACGUCCUCGACGGCGACCAGCUUAGCGCUGCUCUGUGGCGCCUGUUCGAGAUUGGCGACUGGAGAAAGCUGGGUGGGAGGUUGCGAGUUGGAAAAGGGGGCAAGCUGGAGAUGCACGUACCCAGAACCUUUACAAAGGAGCGCCCGCCGGUGGCAUACACAAAGGAGACCUUUGACGUGGCCAUAGGUGAACACUCUCUUGCCAAGGACCUCCCGUCACCAACUGAGAAGCCAUCGCUGCAACGGCCUGCCUCGGCUUUCCGCUCCCUUUCAGUCCGACCCGAUGCACCAUCGACAAUCGGACAACUUGCCAGCCGGGAUGUCCCCCAGGUGUCUCUGCAUGUCGUGACGUUCACCGACGCGACCCUGGUCUCAAUUUCCUGGCCGCAUACUCUGAUGGACGGGAUGAGCCUUCAGGGACUUUUGAAGGCCUGGUCCUUGGUUCUUGCCGGCAAAGAGGACCAAGUUCCGGCUUUGCUUGGUGCCAAAGACGAUGUCCUUUAUGCCGCUGCUCAAGAUGCUGCGCCCGGCGAUGAAUGGCUGCUGAGACGGACAAUGCUCACCGGGUUCAAAUUCUUCCUUUUUGUUGUGCUGUUCUUGUGGGGUGUGCUUACGGAACGCACCAUAGAGUCCCGAACGAUUUGUUUGCCCAAGGCGGCCAUGGCCAAGCUUCGUCGGCAAGCACUGGAUGAAGCUGCGGUGUCGGGAUCAGGACAGGAGAAGGCUCCCUGGGUCAGUGAAGGCGAUGUCAUCAUGGCAUGGGCCGUCAGAAUGGUUGCCCUAGCCCAGCCAUCGCCACGACCCGUCAAUGCGCUGGGUGCCUUGGACCUGCGAUCGCGUAUUCCCGAGCUCGCAGAGUCGGACGGAGUGUACAUCCAAAACGUGGUGAUUGGGUCAAGUGUUCAGCUCUCGAAAGACGAUGCGCGACAACCUCUUGGGGUCAUUGCAUCGAGAUGCAGAGAGGCCCUAGUAACGCAAGCCACAGCACCACAACUUCGAACCUUUUUGUUUGCACUUUGCAAGAUACUGGAUGCUGGCGGGGACCCUACUCUUCUUCCCGGUGUAUGGAACGGAGAGCUGUUUACGAUUUCGAAUUGGACAAAGGCCGAUUUUGUGAAGCUGGUAGACUUUUCGCCGGCUGUGGUGACGACUGGGCAAGCCGAGGAGCAAAGAAUCAAUCCACCGGGUACCAUGAUUUACCACCAGUCCUUUGUAUUGGGACACGACGCGACCUUGCGAAAUGUCAUGGCGGUGUUGGGCAAGGAUCAUUCAGAGAACUAUUGGAUGAUGGGGUACUUUCCACCAAGGACGUGGGCUGUGAUUGAGAAGGAGAUGCAGAAAAUGGGCGAGACUUGA
Molecule: messenger RNA, 1446 nt
Organism: Metarhizium brunneum ARSEF 3297
Lineage: Eukaryota; Fungi; Ascomycota; Sordariomycetes; Hypocreales; Clavicipitaceae
Product: O-acetyltransferase PaAT-2
Molecular function (GO): acyltransferase activity, transferring groups other than amino-acyl groups
Source: RefSeq, a predicted model, not a curated record